Molecule: messenger RNA, 545 nt
Organism: Apaloderma vittatum (bar-tailed trogon)
Lineage: Eukaryota; Metazoa; Chordata; Aves; Trogoniformes; Trogonidae
Gene: DPY30
Product: dpy-30 homolog (C. elegans)
Exons: 4
Coding region: 33-332 (99 amino acids)
Cellular component (GO): Set1C/COMPASS complex
Source: RefSeq, a predicted model, not a curated record
CUGUACGUCCAGGAAAUUCCCCUUUUCAAGUCAUGGAGGCAGAACAGAUUAUGGAGGGACAGCCGCAGGUUCCAGAAAAUCCUCAUUCUGAAUAUGGUCUCACUGAAAACGUAGAGAGGAUAGUAGAAAAUGAGAAAAUAAAUGCAGAGAAGACAUCAAAGCAGAAGGUGGAUCUUCAGUCAUUACCCACACGUGCCUACUUGGAUCAGACAGUUGUACCUAUCUUGCUACAGGGACUCGCUGUUCUUGCAAAAGAGAGACCACCAAAUCCCAUUGAAUUUCUAGCAGCAUAUCUUUUAAAAAACAAGUCACAAUUUGAGGACCGAAAUUAACUCCAUAAAAAUGAGGACAAUUUGGCUGCUAGACUGAAACGCUCAUUUGCCGCAACUUGUUUUCUGCUGUAAAAAUCCUUCGGAGCCAUGAUGUUGUCUUUCUUAAUUGCACAAUUUGCUUUACCUUUUGAGUUAUUUAAUAAAGAACACUUUACGUUUAAUUUGUUCAUUUGUUUUCAACUAUUAGGAGACUUUAAAGUACUCAAACUGCAC